Molecule: messenger RNA, 1530 nt
Organism: Paraglomus occultum
Lineage: Eukaryota; Fungi; Glomeromycota; Glomeromycetes; Paraglomerales; Paraglomeraceae
Source: the annotation of a GenBank genome assembly
AUGUCUUCUCUUACGCAAAAUGACAAGAAAAUAGGCUUAUUACAUUUUUGGAAGCAAGGCAUACGUUCUGUUCCAGAAUUAAGUAGAUUGACAGGCCUUCCCAUACGUACAACUCGUUACAACGUCAAUAAGGAGACUCAAGAAACGUUCAGGAACUUAGAUGCCAAAGACCUCACUCUCUGGGCUGUAUCUGUACCAAUAGGGGAUGGAACCGUGCAGAUUGACUUAGCCGAAGUUGAGAAACGCAGAGCCACCAACAGGUAUUUGUUUGAUAUUAUGCCAACGUUUAUCAUUUUGCUAACUUUAUCUCAAUUACCAUCUGUCUUUCAUUUUCCACUGUCAGACGUUCCGGCUCCUACUAUUAUUGAACGCCGAAACCUGAAUACACGUAAAAUUCAAGAUGCGGAUCCUCCGUCAAGUGCUUCCCAGCCAAAGAAACUUCGUAAGAUACAGGCGGGUGAGCUGCUUCUAUGUGCUCGUCCUGCUGAUUGUGUCGGCCCCCCAGUACAUAUGUACAAUGAGGUUUUUUCCAAGUUCUUAUUUGACUACAAUGACGAGGAUCUUGAAUCGUCUGCUAGACUCUGUCGAUGGACUAUAAAAUUUAUCCGUUCCAUGACAGACAUCUAUGGUGAUGAAGACGGGAGAGAAACUGCUUUUCAGGAUUUUAUUGGCAAACUUACGAACGAAUCACUUACAAAACAGUCCACAACUGACGGAUUUGGUAACGAUGGUAUGAUAGAAUGCCGAACGGCAAUUGGUGAGGCGCUUAUUGUCAACAUUGAGAUAAAAGAUGAAGUGGGUACAGGAAAUUGCGAUCCUUACAUACAGGGAAUUUUUUCAUAUUCUAAAUAUUGGGCACGUGAUAAGUAUGACAACUUUCGUGGUCGAAGCAACUGCCCAUCAUUUAUCAUUGCCAUGGCUGGGCCGUGGAUCUGCAUUGCAGGUGCCGUAUACCUUAAGAAACCUGUAAUUGCUCCUCUUACUGAUUAUAUAUCUUUAAUGGAAACUUACGAUACCAAUCAUAAGCAUCGGAUUGCACGACUCUUCCAGGCCUUCAGCAAUGGCAUUAACAAUUUAAAGGCAUUUUAUCAACAGAAUAUACCAGCUGCAUCAAGUAAUCUCGAGUUUUUGUAUCCAUUUCCUUGUCAAUAUGUCAAUGGACAAUCAACUGUAAGAUUUAGCUAUAUAGAACCUUUAAAACUAGACAGUGUGAAACACUGGAAGGCACGCAAUACUGAGGGGAAGGAUAUUGUCAUCAAGUUCACCCAGCGUUAUAACGAGGCGCUAUGUGCUAUGAAGAAUAUGGCACCUCAACUGUUAUACGUCGGUAAGGAGGUGUAUGGAUGGUGUAUGGUGGUAAUGGAGUAUGUUGAUGGGGUAACGCUUAGUCAAGCAAAUCUCACCCGGGAUGUUUAUCUGGAAGUCCUUGAAAAAGUCGAAGAAACCAUAAAGAUACUUCAUGAAAACAACAUCGUCUUCGGUGAUCUACGCCCUCCAAAUAUAAUGGUUCAGCAAAACGGCUUACGUUAA